Adelges cooleyi (spruce gall adelgid) is the source of this 1442-nucleotide messenger RNA. RefSeq names its product alpha-tocopherol transfer protein-like. The record is from RefSeq and is a predicted model, not a curated record. The transcript has 6 exons. Gene Ontology annotation, cellular component: membrane. Gene Ontology annotation, molecular function: phosphatidylinositol bisphosphate binding. Lineage: Eukaryota; Metazoa; Arthropoda; Insecta; Hemiptera; Adelgidae. Bases 105 to 1055 code for a protein of 316 amino acids.
CCGAGUACCGUGCUGGUAUACGCAAUAAAAGUUUCUAACUAGUAUGUUAAAUGAAUCUUUAAUAUCUUUAAGAUUGCGUGUAAAUUACCAGGAAUUCAAUAGCAAUGGAAACUAAUACAUUGGUACUUCCAACACCAAGCACAAUCAGUAAAAUCUAUAGCGACUUGGGUACUUCUGAGACACAAAUAGAUCUAGACGUGAAACUUCUAAAAGAAUGGAUGCGAAAACAGCCUCACCUUCCGAACCCAGACGAUGCGGGAAAGAUAAUAGAUGAAAAACGAAUCAAAAUGUUUUUGAUCAUGUGCAAGAAUAGUUUGGAGAAAACCAAAGUAAAGUUGGACCAGUAUUACUCUAUAAAGGUCUUAUUACCAGAAUACUCCUCUAAUUUGGAUCCGACUUCUCCAGAGAUACUUCAAGCAAUGAAAAUAUGUUCCAAUGUUCCGUUACCAAACCCUACACAUGAAGGCCACAGAGUUAGCGUGUUUUGUCUUAGAAAUGAAGAUGUCGAUAAAUAUGUGUUUAAUGACGCGGUUAAAUUGUGUGCGAUGACAUUUGAUCUGAGAAUCGCCAAGUUAGACAGCUUUAAUAAGAAUAUAUUCAUAUUUGAUUCGAACAAUUGUUCAAUGAAUCACGUAACAGCUAUGUUACCCAAUACUAAGAAAUUAUUUGGAAGUGCAUUUGUGGCAUACCCUAUUCGGAUACAUGAAAUACAUGUAAUCAAUCAUAAAAGUUUCCUACAACCAUUAACUAAUAUAUCAUUAAAGCUUGUAAAAAAAAAAAUUGCCGACAGGGUGUUUUUUCACAAAUCCAUUGAAGAAUUGAAAAAUUACAUUGAUCCUAGUAUUCUUCCACCUAACUACGGAGGAACUUUUCCAAAAACGUUGGACGAAAUAAUAGAUGAAUGGCAUAAUGAGUUGAUAAGGCACCGAGAAUGGCUAAUAACCCAAUCGACAAUUGUUGCAGAUAAUAGUAAACGGCCAAAAAAUUCCAAUAACAUCUUGGAUAGUACUGGAAACGCAAUCGAAGGCUCUUUUAGGACAUUAGAAGUGGAUUAGUUAUGAUUCAAUACUCAGUUAAUAUAAGUUUGCUAUUUUGUCAUGAAACCAUUAUGCAUAUGAUGAAGAUUUCUUGACAACAUAAUUGUACUAUCGUUUACUUAAAAUCUAUUUUUCUAAUCGAAAAAUAUUUCUUAAAUACCAUUUUUUCUCAUUAUUUAUGUCCAAUUUAGAUACAAUGUUAACAUUAAUUACUUCUUUGUAAUAAAAUAAAUGGAGGUGUAUGUUUUAUAUGGUACGUAUACCCCCAUUUGUUAUAUUUUGUCUUAUUUUUGGGGAAAAAAGUAAUUGUACGUUAUGAGGUGAAAUUAUUAUUUGAUGUUGUUAUUUAAAUUUAAGUUACUACGUUAUUUUCUUGUAAUAAAACAAAUGGUGGUACAUACGAUA